CCUCCACAAAUGCAUUCACACGCUGACCGUAGGGCGUGACCCAACCCAAUAGUAUCAUUGCAUUCGAUAAACACAACAAGAGGCUUGUCAAUCGUUCGGUUGUUUGUAAAUUGUACUUAUUUAUCAUACUUGCGCCUAGGCGAUGAGAUCUGUAACGUUCUACGUGCUUUGAUAGCGAUCAAAAUUUCAAAGAGACCUACUCGUUCUGUACUCGAAUCACACUCCAAGUAUGUACACUGUAUUUUGUGUUGUGUUUGAAAAUUGUUUAAUCGUUCCUCAACACUGGUGUUGAGUUUGUAGUAACCGUCGAUUUGUCUGUUCCAUUGACUGAUUUUUCGUAGUAGUAGUGUUGUUGUUUCGCUUGCCGAUAUACGAUGCCCGGGUCUACAGAUUCUGUUAAAGACCUAAGAAUGAAAAAGCGUAGUUUGGCCGGUAAUGUAGCUCUUGGCUGUUAUGUGUUGGCUUUAGUAUUUGUGUUCAUUUCAUUUUUCUCGACUAGUUGGUUGGUCAGCGAUUCAAGAAUCACAGGUGCUAAAUUGGAUAGUUUUGGAUUAUGGACACAUUGUUUCCGAUCGCUACCAGAUCCUAAUGAUCCAGCAGAGCGGAGACAUUUUGUUGGAUGUCACUGGAUUUUUGACCCCUUUACUAAGGGCUAUGACGAAAUAAAAGGAUUUUUAUUGCCAUUUUACAUUGUGGCAUGUCAAUUUUUUUAUACAAUUGCGUUCCUGGGGACCUUAGUGUCGGCUGUUGGUUCUCUUAUGUUCCUCUUGUGUUGUACACCUGAUGAGAAACGUUUCAUAAAAAUAACUUUUGCUCUAGGAGUAACAUUAGUUGUUUCAGGCAUAUGUGCGGCACUUGCAGUGUUAAUAUUUGCUUUAUUCGCUAACCGUCCUGGAUGGAUGCCGGGUCAUGACAACAACUUCUUUGGUUGGGCUUUUGGAGUAGCUAUCGCCAGUUUCUUUGCGUUACUCGCAUCCGGAGCCUUCUAUCUUGUAGAAACCAACAUUCAAGUGAAAAAGAGAAAAUAUUUGAAAGAAUCUCAAACUAAAUUUGACAUGGAAACCAAAACAUAAUUUGAGUACAAUAUUAAUUUUCAAAUAUUCAAUUUUGAUGUGUAUUACAAUAAUCAAAAUACGACUGUUUUUGGUAUCCGCAGUACAAACACAAUCCUAAGCAUACAACUGUUAUAAUCUGUAGAAAAAAAAAAAUACAAACCGUAAUGAUUUUUAAUUGUACACUUUAAAAUCUCAUAUUCUAUAAUUGUGAUAAUAUUAGACAACUACUAUCAUUAUUAUUAUUAUUAUUAUUAUUAUUACCACUGUAAUUAUUAUUUUGGAACUCAUUCCGUCCAUUGUAACAAGUACUGUUAAUGUAACUAAAGUAUUAAGACAAAUGUUAUUCUUACAAAAAUGGUUUCUGUAACCAUGUAUUCUAAAUAAUUUAUACCAUUUUGUGUUUAAGUUUUGUUUUAAAAAGCAAUAUAAUGUGAAUGCUACGAUAUAUUAUUACUAUAGCUUUAAUAAAAUAUACAUAAGUAUUUAUGUCAACCACAGUGCAUAGCUUACGCUAUUUGUACAUUAAGUUUUAAGAAAACAACCUUGUGACAUCAGAAUAAAUCACUGUAAGGGAUGAACACCAUUAUUAUAAUUUUAUCUCUAAUGAUCUAAUUUUCUCAAGAACUUAACUUAAAUUGAUUUUUCUUUUGAAUUUUGUCCAUCCUUUUUAGAUUUAAACUUUUACACAAUUAUUUUAAGUUAUAACCAUUUCUAUAAAAAUAUUCUUAAUAAAUCAUUAUUAAUUAGUCGAGAACAAGUUAAGUUAAUUUUUAAGUAUGCCUAUUUUAUUUAAGUAAAUAGCUUAACAUGUCUGAUCCUAGUAUUGAUGUAUGGUUCAUACAAUAUAUUUUUUUUAAAUAAUUUAUUUUAUUUUAAAUUAAUUUACAUUAACGAAAUUAAAAAUUAUCUGUUAACUUCUCUUGAUAAAAUAAAACAAACUUUAGUUUUUAUACAAAUAUCAUCGAGUAUCUGUUGUAUUAAAUUACAUUUUGUUAUUCUAGCUUUGUAUGUAUAUUGUUAUAAAUUAUAUUUCUUAUUGGAUCUGAUAUUUAUAUACACAAAAUUCCUUUAUAACAUUUUUAUAUUAAAAUAUGGAAUCUCUUAUUUAUUUAAGCAUGAAAAUGUAAAAUUAUUUUUUAAUUUAAACAGCAAUACAGUUAAUACAUUUGUUGCUUAUAUUUUUGUAUUUAAUAACUAUUGUAAUAGUUUCUAGUUUAUUUUUAUUAAUAAAAUAUUUACUCUAGAAAUAAAUAGCUUUAAAAUAUUUUUGCCUGAAAUAAUUUUCCAUUUUAAAUAUAAACUGACACCAAUGGUGGUAAAAUACUAUUUUUUGUUAAUUUUUAUUUUGUAUAACUGAUGGAUAGGUACUUGUUAUAUUGAAAGAUUUUUAUGAACAAAACAUAUACACCCGAAAUUAAAGUUUAAUUGUAUUUUAUAAAAUAUUACAAUAAUCUGUGUUAAUACAUCAAGCAAACAUUUUGUAUUAAAUUAAUAUUAUAAUGCUUAUUUAUUAUAGAAAAAUUAUCUA
Messenger RNA from Adelges cooleyi (spruce gall adelgid), 2583 nucleotides. RefSeq lists its product as uncharacterized. The transcript has 6 exons. Gene Ontology annotation, biological process: regulation of tube size, open tracheal system; septate junction assembly. Bases 375 to 1073 code for a protein of 232 amino acids. Gene Ontology annotation, cellular component: septate junction; membrane. Lineage: Eukaryota; Metazoa; Arthropoda; Insecta; Hemiptera; Adelgidae. The record is from RefSeq and is a predicted model, not a curated record.